GGGGCUGCCGGCGACGCCCCAGAGCGGAAGAGGGAAGUGAAGGCACCAAGCUUCGGGUUCCUGCCGGGCUGUGCUCGCUGAGCGAGAAGCAGCACCAAAAGGAGGCCUUUGCCGCCGCUCCGGAUCGGGGAUGUCGAAAAACACGGUGUCGUCGGCCCGGUUCCGGAAGGUGGACGUGGAUGAGUACGACGAGAACAAGUUCGUGGACGAGGAAGAUGGGGGCGACGGGCAGGCCGGGCCCGACGAGGGCGAGGUGGACUCCUGCCUGCGGCAAGGAAACAUGACCGCCGCCCUACAGGCAGCGCUGAAAAACCCCCCCAUCAACACAAAGAGUCAGGCGGUGAAGGACCGGGCAGGCAGCAUCGUGCUGAAGGUGCUCAUCUCCUUUAAAGCCAACGACAUUGAGAAGGCAGUGCAGUCCUUGGACAAGAACGGCGUGGACCUCCUGAUGAAGUACAUCUACAAGGGCUUCGAGAGCCCCUCUGACAACAGCAGCGCCGUGCUGCUGCAGUGGCACGAAAAGGCGCUCGCCGCGGGAGGAGUGGGGUCCAUCGUCCGCGUGCUGACCGCCAGGAAAACCGUGUAGUCCAGCGGGAACUGGAUCGCUCCUGCGGGUGUGGGAGUUGCUGGUACAAAGACCAAAACAACCAAAUGCCACCGCGGCCCUGUGGGCAGCAUCUGUCUCUCUCAGCUUUGCCUUCUCGCUUCCUCUCUCAUGUCUAUAAAGAAGAAAAUUCCAUGUCCGUUUUCCUUCCAUGAAACUCGGGAUGCUCUAGAGGGAAUUUUUCAGCAGGAGUGCCUCAUGCUCUCCAAGCUCUUUCAGUGAUAUGUAUACCAGUGUGUAUAGAGCCUAAUCCACAUUCAACUUUAAUUGUGCAAUUUUUAACCCCUGUUGGCUGGUGGUUUCUUGUUUUUCUGUUUUUUUGUGUGUGUUUUGGUUUUGUUUUUGACUAAUAGUGAUCAAUUUGAUGAGAAUUUGAUGCCAAUUUCCUAACUCAUGGCUAGCCAGGAAAUGAUUCUUAUGAAAAAUAUGUUCGAGAGACUGGCAGUUCUUAACAUUGCAAAACUGGACCUUACUUCCCUUAUUUAAGCAAAAUGUGUCUCUGGAACCAGUGGCAGGCGAAGGCCACUACCAGGCUCCCGCGGUGUCCCCGCCUGCCUCCAGUUUAAGUCUGCUGCUUCCUCUCGGCAUCCAACGAUCAUGGCCUCUCGAUUCCUUUGUGGUCACCAGGGUCCAGAGCAAGGGGUCUUGCUCUACACAAAUGUGUCUAUUAAAUACCAGAGCCUGUUGGGUGUGAGCAUAAAACUUUUGUCCCGAUAGCAUGGCCCUGUCUGGGAAGGCUACUCCACGUCAGAAAGGACAUGGACACUGUGAUGCAGCUCAAACUCUGGGCGGCCUCUGAAUGAAACGCUCUUUUCCUUAGAAUUCAAGUGGCUGCCUUAGACGUUAGGAGGUGUCUCACAUGCCCUGUAAAUGUCUUCAGUGUCCUUUGGGGUCAUUGGGAUCUCAAAAGAUUUGGCUCAGACCCAAACACACAUCCUGUAUUUUCGCUCAGUGUUUUUUAAGAGAAGAAAAUGCCACACAGCAAAAAGUGUUUACUUUGUUGUGGACCAACCAAAUCGGUUCUCAGAAAAACGACCGGUGCUUACAGAGUCGUUCUCCAGUAGCUCCAAAACAGACGCCCGAGCGCGCGCGACCGUGCGACCGGGAGGGAACCCAGCCUGUGUUUAGCGUCUACAUGGACCACCAGUUUCACAAUCACCGGCUCACUCGAAAACUGGUGCGGAAAUCCUAUAAACUCUUGGCUGUUUUUGAUACCUGCCUUUUGUUUUGUAAAAGUGAUAAAGUUCCAAAAAUAAAAUGUCAGUGUUGAAUAAUUUA
Messenger RNA from Phyllostomus hastatus (greater spear-nosed bat), 1882 nucleotides. RefSeq names its product actin related protein 2/3 complex subunit 5 (gene ARPC5). Gene Ontology annotation, cellular component: cytoplasm; Arp2/3 protein complex; actin cytoskeleton. The transcript has 4 exons. Gene Ontology annotation, biological process: Arp2/3 complex-mediated actin nucleation; cell migration; regulation of actin filament polymerization. Lineage: Eukaryota; Metazoa; Chordata; Mammalia; Chiroptera; Phyllostomidae. The record is from RefSeq and is a predicted model, not a curated record. Gene Ontology annotation, molecular function: actin filament binding. The coding region runs from base 131 to 586 and encodes 151 amino acids.